GCUCGCUUUUAGUGCUCCAGCUGGUCGGCGGCCGCAAGACGUCCCCGACGACUGCGAAAUUCAUACGAAACCAAAAAAUAAUUUUUUAGCAAAAAGCCCAAACAUGGCAGCAUUUUACUCGAAAGCACUCAACCUCAAAGCAUUUCGUGCCGUCCAGUCGCAUCUUCGCCUAUUUUGCGACGCACCAAAGUUCCCAGGUGCCAAAACAACGUGGACGCAGACCCUGAAAAUCAGCGAGGCCAAGCAGGAGGACAAUUUGCCGGUGUACCGGGUCCUGGACAAGCAAGGAGUCGUCAUUGAUUCUUCCCACGAGCCUAAAUUGUCCUCGGAGGUGCUGCGCAAAAUGUACAAGUCGAUGACGUUGCUGAACCAAAUGGACAACAUUCUGUACGAGAGCCAGCGGCAGGGCCGAAUCUCGUUCUACAUGACCAACUACGGUGAAGAGGCGGUGCAGAUCGGCAGCAUCGCCGCCCUGAACAACGACGACCUGGUGUUCGCGCAGUACCGCGAGGCCGGCGUGCUCGUCUACCGAGGCGCGCCCAUCGACUUCUUCAUGAACCAGUGCUACGGAAACAACCUGGACGUGGGCAGGGGCAAGCAGAUGCCUGUCCACUACGGCAACAAGGACCUUCACUUUGUCACUCUUUCCAGUCCACUCACUACGCAGCUUCCGCAAGCUUCUGGGGCCGCAUACGCAUUUAAAAGGGCGAAGAACGGCAAGGUUGUGAUCACCUAUUUCGGAGACGGCGCCGCCUCAGAAGGAGAUUUCCACGCAGCCCUGAAUUUCGCUGCUACCCUCGAGUGUCCUGUCAUUUUCUUCUGCCGUAACAACGGAUACGCAAUCUCGACGCCGACCCACGAGCAGUACCGAGGCGACGGAAUCGCGAGCAGAGCGCCAGGGUACGGAAUGGGCGCCAUCAGGUGCGACGGCAACGACCUGCUGGCCGUCUACAACACGGUCAAACUGGCGAGGAAGUACUGCAGCGAGAAUAACAAGCCCAUCCUUGUCGAAGCCAUGACUUACAGAGUUGGCCACCACAGCACCUCGGACGACAGCACGGCGUACAGGCCCAAAGAGGAAAUCAGCAUGUGGAGCACCGAGAGUCCGGUGGGAAAAUUCAGGCGCUACCUGGAAACCAAAGGCCUCUGGAGCGAAGAGGAGGAGAAGAGCUGGGCCAAAGACGUGAGGAAGCAGAUCUUGGAUGCGUUCAACAAGGCGGAGAAAGUGCCAAAGCCGGCUUGGAAGGAGAUGUUCGAGGGAGUCUACAAGGACCUGACCCCAGCCCUGAAGGAGCAAGUGAAGGAGAUGGAGUCUCAUCUGAAGUCGUACGGCGCUCACUAUCCGCUGGACAACUUUAAAUAGAAAGCAAAAUGGAAUUGUCGGCUGCUCAGGAAUCGUCUCACUACUUGCCUCAAUCAAAUUUACUAUUUUUGUAUGCCUUAUUAAGAGUUUACGUUUGUUGGAAAUUGCGUGAUAAAAAAAUAAAAGAUUAAUUUGAACUGUUGCCAUAUAUAAUAUAUUGUAUACAUAAAAUAAAAAUAUCUAAAAAUUGAAAA
Cloeon dipterum is the source of this 1557-nucleotide messenger RNA. RefSeq names its product Branched chain keto acid dehydrogenase E1 subunit alpha (gene BckdhA). The transcript has 8 exons. Gene Ontology annotation, biological process: branched-chain amino acid catabolic process. Lineage: Eukaryota; Metazoa; Arthropoda; Insecta; Ephemeroptera; Baetidae. Bases 104 to 1363 code for a protein of 419 amino acids. Gene Ontology annotation, molecular function: oxidoreductase activity, acting on the aldehyde or oxo group of donors, disulfide as acceptor. The record is from RefSeq and is a predicted model, not a curated record.